CUUAGAUCGAUGUGAGGAAUGGACCAUGCCGAACACUUGAUCGGAUGAUGCUGUUUCUAUCAUUGGGAUUAGAAUGCAAUCCAGCCUCACGAUUGUAAUCUCUCGUGAGGAUUCAGAACUGACACGAAAAGUGCGAUACAGUAUGCACUCAAACGAACAGAAAAAGCAUUACCACGCAUAUAUGCGGUGCAGUUGGAGCUUAUUCAAACUUUGUGUGCAAGCUUGUGAUGGGAAAAUUAUUGGAGCUCAGGGUUAAAGAUUCAUUACAUACACAAAAAAUUGGGUAGAUUAGCUCCAGUGAUGUUGAUGCUGUAUAAAAAAUAGGCGACUUUCAUGCAUUUCCACUAAAUAAUGAGGCAGG
Plasmopara halstedii is the source of this 361-nucleotide messenger RNA. RefSeq lists its product as uncharacterized. The coding region runs from base 74 to 256 and encodes 60 amino acids. The record is from RefSeq and is a predicted model, not a curated record. The transcript has a single exon. Lineage: Eukaryota; Oomycota; Peronosporomycetes; Peronosporales; Peronosporaceae.